Molecule: messenger RNA, 1077 nt
Organism: Teleopsis dalmanni
Lineage: Eukaryota; Metazoa; Arthropoda; Insecta; Diptera; Diopsidae
Product: cactin-like
Exons: 2
Coding region: 22-1077 (351 amino acids)
Biological process (GO): mRNA cis splicing, via spliceosome
Cellular component (GO): spliceosomal complex; cytoplasm
Molecular function (GO): protein binding
Source: RefSeq, a predicted model, not a curated record
AGACUUGAGGAUGCUAUUGAAAUGCAAAUGCAUGAACCAUACGUAAUACUGAAUGGACUUAGUUUUAAGGAUUUAGAGGACCUUCUUGUUGACAUCAAAGUAUACGUUGAACUUGAAAAGGGAAAUAAUAAUGAUUUUUGGGACGAUAUGAUUACUAUUGUAGUUGAUGAACUGCAAAAAAUAAAAAAGCUGAUGGAGCGUAGUGAUGAAAAGUCUACAAGCGACAGACGCCGCGAGGGCAUACACCAUUGCGUUACUAAAAAUGUCGCAGAUAUAUUUCGUGGUAAAAGUACAUCUCAACUACUGGAGUUACGCAAUAGAAUUGAAAAUAAAAUUAAUCAGCGGGAUAACGGUGUUGAUAUUAGUUACUGGGAGAGUUUGUACUCUCAAUUAAAAGCUCAUAUGGCUAGGUCUCGACUACGUGACCGUCAUCAAGAAAAUCUGAAGAUAAAACUUGAGACACUUAAAAAAACAAACUCAUAUAGUGAAAAGGCAGAAUUAUCAACAACGAAAUUUAUGUUUAAUAACCAUGCAGGUAAUAGCACAUCUAGUCAUUGUACAUUUAGCUUUGAAAAUGAAAAUAGUGAUGUUAAUGAUAUAAAAAGCGAACAUGAUUCAUGUUUUCAUUUGUAUAGAAGUGGUAAUUAUACUCCAAAAUAUUUAUCAUUAUCUGAUCUCAAUGAUGAUGUGGUGUUACUUCAUGAACAUCAAAAUAAAGAACAUAUUCAAAAACUACGCAAUGUAUUAAUUCAAAAACGAAAUGAAGAAAAAAUAAUGACUGAUGAAGAAUUAAAAAUGGAAAUUGAAGCCCGAAAAGGAAUGUUAAGUGAUGAGGAGGAAUUUUCAGUGGAAGCUUCUUUGAACGCUUCAAUACAGUCAAAUUCUGACAAAUAUCGACCCCGUAAACCAAGAUAUUUCAACAGAGUGCAUACUGGAUUUGAGUGGAAUAAAUAUAAUCAAACACAUUAUGAUAUGGAUAAUCCUCCUCCAAAAAUUGUACAAGGUUAUAAGUUUAACAUAUUUUAUCCAGACUUGAUAAAUAAAGCAAUUACUCCACAAUACCAUUUGAUGCAAUAA